AUGAGGCGACAUUACGUGAAGCUCAUCAAUAAUGAGUUCCGUGAGCUUCAGCUUACUCCCGAACUCAAACGGAAACUGUUAUUCGAUUUGAUCGACUACUGUGUUCUGUUAAGUGAGCGAGUAGAGGCUCAUGAACUGGAUCUGCUUCAACUGUUCAUCCGUGGGUUCUUGGUGUUUCACUACUUCAUCAACACAUUUAUUCGAGUUCACUUUUUGGGCUUUGACCAAUUUAUCGACUCCAAUCACAGUGAUUUCAUCAUCUAUCUCAAUGUAUUCGCCUAUUACGAUGACCCCCAAACUUUCGUCCUGGAAUGGGGUGAAAUUUCUCUGCAGACUAUAAAACUGUACAUUCUCGAUUAUCUCAUGGAGAAGAAUGUUCUUACUUAUGACGUUGAGGAAUUUUACCUGUGGAUGUACGACUACAUUGAUUAUAUCAAAGAUCAAGAUCGUGAAGCAAGUGUUGGCAAUAUCGAUAAGUUCUCAUAUGAGGAAAGCGAUGGUGACUCGUUCGAGGAGCGGUUCCCGAAGCUCACACUUGAAGACGCUCCUAUCGUCACCGCUUUCUCCAACAGCUAUCACCCUACGCCAUCACCGAAUGCCAGCACUAUGAAGCUGGCUAGUGAUACUUCGUUGCCUAUCAUACCCCCCCAACCAACUGUGCAUAAAUCCCAAGACAAUCUUACGCCGUAUCCUCAAGCUGAACGAUUGGAUGAUACCCCACUCCAUCCCAAUCGCGAACCUACGCGUAAGGGAUACCAUCCCACCCGUUCGAUGUCAACCAAGAGUUACACUUCACCGGCGCCGCCACCGCAUCGCGUUCCUUAUGAAAGAAGGAAAGCCCCUCCUCCUGACCCUCCGUCAAACACGUCGAGCGCCUCGAGCAUUUCCCACGACUAUCUGAAACCUCAUACAACUCGACCUCCGAUUCCUCAAUCAACGCCUGUUGCAAACCGACAAUUAGGCUACCAUCCUUUUGGUAGUGCUGCGUCCUCAUCGGCGAAUGGGUCUUCGAAUGGAAAUUCGCAAUCUAAGCAAAGUCCUCGACAAGUCCAAGCUCAGAUUAAUAACGCUCCUGUCACCUCAAAUACCUCAAGAGAGCAAAUACCUGCAACUGUUCAAGGACAACCUCCAAAGCCACCCCAAGGGUACGGUAAUCCUGGCUCAUUUGAUUAUAUGUCAGCCUCCCCGCAGGUGUACUCAGGACCGCCGCAAGGAUACCACCCGGGACCACCACAAGGAUACCACCCGGGACCACCACAAGGAUACCACCCGGGACCACCACAAGGAUACCACCCGGGACCGCCGCAAGGAUACCAUCCAGGCCCACCUCAAGGCUAUCCACAUGCUUACCCAACUGGCCAAUCUAAUGGGUACUAUGUUGCUGCCCCACCGCAGGGGUAUCCACAAGGACCCUCUCAGAUGAGUUCACAACCGAUGGGUCUGUUCACUCAACGUUAUGAUGUCUGUGGUCUCCGAAACCUAGGAACAACCUGUUACCUUAACUCCACGGUUCAACUUUUGUUUGGUGUGGAUGACAUGCGGCGGUUAUUGCUGGGAGAUAUUUGCAACUACAUCCGAAAACCAAAAAUGCUUCAGCAGCUUGAAAAUCGCAAUUUUAACAAGGAUGUAAUUCUUUUGGUGGAUGCUACUCGCUCAUUAUGGCUGACAUUCAAGAAGCACGCCGGUCAAGUUAUCACCCCGUCGAAGUUUGUCCGCAUUGUAAGCAUCCUCAAACCCGAUUUCAAUCUCCCUAACGAUCAACAGGAUGCUCAAGAAUUUUUGCUCUUCGUUUUGGAUAGGCUUCACGAAGAAUUGAGUGAUACGACCAAGCUUGGUGAACAUAACUAUGAGCGUGUGCUUCGAGAGUAUGUGCGUCAAUGGGAUAUUCAUAUUUCUGAGCCGGACAUGAAGGGAUAUCUUAGUUGGUAUCGACAAUUGCUUGAGCAUGAGGGCACGAGUCCUAUUCACGAUCUUGUUCAGGGCCAAGUGCAACAUAAACUCGUCUGUGGUCAGUGCGGAUUUGAGUCGACACUGUACUCUCCGUUUACCAUCUUGUCUUUGGCAAUUCCCAGCAAUAAACCAGUUGUUAAUUUGUUGGAAUGUUUGCAAAUGUUCACUAGCGAUGAAGUGUUGAGCGGCGACAAUGCGUGGAACUGCCCCAAAUGCUCAAAAGAGCCACAUGCCAAUCCUUUGGACAGUCAUCCAGUAUUCACACCAAAAAAGCUGGGUAUUUUUAAGUUGGGCAGACGAUCAAAACUGCCCAGCAAAGAUCCUAAGAAGCUGAAAAUCAAGAAAAGCUCUAUCAGCACGAAAAAACUUACCUUUAUCAAAUUCCCAAAGGUUUUGUUUAUUCACUUGUCCAGAUUUCUGAUGUUCAGUAUGACAGACAAAUUGGACACAGCUAUUGACUUCCCGUUGAUCCUAGGUUUUCUGUCAACAAUCAACUACAAAUUGUGUGGGGUUAUCAAUCAUUAUGGUAACUUGAAACUGGGACAUUAUACGGCGAUUGUCAACAAGCUGACGUACCAUCAACAAGAUCGGUCGACCCGUGAAAACAUCGAUCAUCCCUAUUGGUGCAAUUUCGAUGACGGUGUAUUCCAUGAGAAUAUCCCGUUUGGCGCCAACCCCCAUUAUUCGCAAACCCUGCGUGACGUAUACGUUUUGGUUUAUGAGAGAAUAUAG
Messenger RNA from Diutina rugosa, 2682 nucleotides. RefSeq names its product ubiquitin-specific protease. Gene Ontology annotation, biological process: protein deubiquitination. The coding region runs from base 1 to 2682 and encodes 893 amino acids. The transcript has a single exon. The record is from RefSeq and is a predicted model, not a curated record. Lineage: Eukaryota; Fungi; Ascomycota; Pichiomycetes; Serinales; Debaryomycetaceae. Gene Ontology annotation, molecular function: cysteine-type deubiquitinase activity.